Messenger RNA from Pelodiscus sinensis (Chinese soft-shelled turtle), 3547 nucleotides. The record is from RefSeq and is a predicted model, not a curated record. Lineage: Eukaryota; Metazoa; Chordata; Testudines; Trionychidae.
CUGACUCGGGCCUGGCCCUUCUCGCAGCGGCCGGGGGAGCUGUGGCCUUGCCGAGGGGAGGUUUAACCAAUGCGGGUCCCAGCCGCCGGGGCCGAGGUGAGAGCCCGGCAGCUCCCUCGCCUCCCGAACACCUGCACUUCGGACCGCGGGGGGCUAAGCUCCCUGCUCUGACUUUCUCUCUUCGGGGUGUUUACAGGCUUCGCCCACCAUGGACUCCCCCUGCCCCACACCGUUGAGUUGAGACGCUGGACUCCCCCAUUGGGGGGGGGGGGGGUGUUUAUUUUUGGGAAGAUGAACCUGACACACAGGCUGCAGGACUGGGCCAGCCAAAGGCUCCUGGAUCCCUUCAACACCUCGCGACAGCGGCUGCACGCUCUGAGCGGGAACUCCACCUCUUCCUCUUUCCAGGGGGAUCUCCAGGAGAUCAUCCACACAGCCACGCUGGUCACCUGCACCUUUCUGUUGGCCAUCAUCUUCUGCCUGGGAUCCUAUGGCAACCUCAUUGUCUUCUUGUCGUUCUUCGACCCAGCCUUCAGGAAAUUCAGGACUAACUUUGAUUUUAUGAUCCUCAACUUGUCCUUCUGCGACCUCUUCAUUUGUGGGGUAACUGCCCCCAUGUUUGCCUUUGUCUUGUUUUUCAACUCUGUGAAUGGUGUUCCUGAUGCUUUCUGCUUCACUUUCCACCUCACCAGCUCUGGCUUCAUCAUCAUGUCUCUCAAGACAGUGGCUGUGAUAGCCUUGCAUCGGCUCAGGAUGGUCCUAGGGAAGCAGCCCAACCGAAAUGCCUCCUUCCCUUGCACCCUCCUUCUCACCUUGCUCUUGUGGGUCACAAGCUUCACCUUAGCUAUCUUGGCCACCCUGAGAACCCGUAAGUCACGCCUCUGCCUCCCCAUGUCCAGCCUGAUCAGUGGCGAAGGGAAGAUCAUCCUCUACUUGUAUGUGAGUGAUUUCAUCUGCUGUGUAACUGUGGUCUCAGUCUCCUAUAUCAUGAUAGCUCAGGCCUUGAGGAGAAAUGCCCAAGUGAGGAAAUGUCCCCCCAUCAUCACAGUAGAUGCCUCCAGACCACAGCCUUUCACUGGACCUCCUGCUUCAGGAGCGGUGGAUGGGGUGCAGUGUGCUGUGCCUGCUUUAUACAGGAACCAGAACUACAACAAGUUGCAGCACAUCCAGACCCAUGGCUACAGUAAGAAUCUCAGCCAGCUGCCAGCUCCCACAGCCACCAGGCUCCAACUGGUAUCUGCAGUCAAUUUGUCCACUGCUAAAGACUCCAAAGCGGUGGUGACAUGUGUGGUCAUUGUCCUCUCUGUCUUAAUUUGCUGUGUCCCCCUGGGGAUCUCCUUGGUGCAGGAUGUGCUUUCCAGUAAUGGUGGUUUCAUCCUCUACCAGUUUGAGUUGUGUGGAUUUACCUUAAUUUUUUUCAAAUCUGGAUUAAAUCCUUUUAUAUAUUCCCGUAACAGUGCCGGACUUAGAAGGAGAGUUCUUUGGUGUCUCCAGUAUUUAGCCCUUGUUUUUUUCUGCUGUAAGCAGAAGACAAGGCUUCGAGCCAUGGGCAAAGGGAGCUUGGAAGUCAACAGGAACAAAUCAUCCCAUCAUGAAACCAAUUCAGCAUACAUGUUGUCUCCAAAACCUCAGAAAAAGUUUGUGGACCAAGCUUGUGGUCCUAGUCAUUCUAAGGAAAGUGUGUUGAGUCCCAAGGCUUCUGUUGGACAUCAGCACUAUGCACAGAGCAGCUCAACUCCCAUGAAUACCCGUAUUGAACCAUAUUACAGUAUCUAUAAUAGCAGCCCUUCCCAAGAAGUCAGCACCCCUAAUAGCUUACAGCCAGUGAAAUCUACUUUUGGAUUUGCCAAAUCCUAUAUUGCCAUGCAUUAUCAUACCACCAAUGACUUGGUGAGAGAUUAUGACAGCACUUCAGCUAAGCAGAUUCCUAUCCCCUCAGUUUAACUUGGAGUAUGUCAGAGAAACUUGUCCAAACUUCAUCUGGUUUUCUGUCUCCCUUUUAUUUUUACUUGUGAUUAUUCUAAACUCAAGGUAUAGUAUUAUAUCUGAUUUUGCUACACAGUUGCCAAUUUACAAAUUACUAUUAUUGUUAAUAUUCGGUGAUUUAGAGAUGAACUAAGAAGUAGAGUAUGGUUUCCAUGAUAUUUUCCUGAAAAUUUUAUAAUUUGUCAUUACUAAAAGGGCAUCUUUUGUACUUGGAAUACAUUAGAGUGUACUUGGAAUACAUUAGAGUUAUAUUAGAGUGUUUUAGUUAUUAAAUUUUAUGCUGACUACUGUACAUGUGGAAAGUGUAGGUUUAAUUUAUAUCAUGUGACAAAGUAUGUAAAAAAACAGACUUUGCCAGCAUUAUGGUUUGUUAUAUAUUUGCUCUAUUUUUAAGAAUGCGGAAAACCGUGUUUCCAGUGAAUAGGGUGGAUGCUUAAGGAUUUAUUUUUAUAAACUAAGUAAAAAAGUUUGUUUUAUUGUAGGCAUUGAAAGAAUGAAUAAUAUUCCUAUAAUAGGUGUGGCCUGAUUAAUUUUUCUAUGGUAAUGUGAAUUCCUGGCUUUAUUGAAAUCAGUGGAAAACUAUCGCUGACUUCAGUGGGACCAGGGUUUGACUCAUCAUUAGCCAUAAAUAAUGGUAUAUUACUAUCUAUUCAGAAUGAUCUUUGCAAGAGGCAUUGAAACUUGUUAUAUGGUAAUCUUAAUUUCUCUUAUUGUAGGCACUGGUUUAAUAAAAUACAAUUUUAGUGGCAUAUGGAGAAGUGAUUUUCAAUUGAUAAAAGUUAACUUACAAUGCCUAAUUAUAAGUUUUACUUGAGGUACAAAUGACUAUUGCAAUGUCACAGUGCUGCAUUUCUUGCUAAUGCAAUAGCCUAUGUAAUUUUGUAAUUUACAAACUGUUACCUGAGGAGCAGUGUUGUUGUUUGUAUUUUGUCUAUGCCUUUAUAUAUUUGGAGGAUUAGGAUAUGACAUUGCCAUCAAAUGCGGGUAGAAAUGACUAAUACCUGAAAAAGGACUACCAAGUAACCAUAAUAUUAUUAAAAGCGGCCAGGAGUCCUGUGGCACCUUAUAGACUAACUGAGGUGUAGGAGCAUAAGCUUUCGUGGGCAAAGAUCCACUUCGUCAGAUGCAUCAGUAUAGACCUACACCUCAGUUAGUCUAUAAGGUGCCACAGGACUCCUCGCCGCUUUUGCAGAUUCAGACUAACAUGGCUACCCCUCUGAUACUUGACAUAAUAUUAUUCUUUUUUCAGAUUUUCUUAUCUACUAAAACAUUUAAAAACAUUCUAGUGAUAAAUUAUUUAUCAUUAAAUCAGAUUGUCUACUUCUGCAUUUUAUUUAUAGCCCUACAUGAGGAACAAAAUGUAGACAUUAAAUAUUUUUAUAUUACCGAUAAGUAGUUUUAUUGUAACAUGUGUAUUAUGUCAAAUCCCUUUUGAAACAGGAUGGUUUAAUUUUAAAAUAAAGAUUUUGCUAUUAUAUCGGAAGCCAAAAUGUUCAAAUUGGUAUUCUUAAAGUCUGUCACUUAAAUAAGUAGUCUAUAUUUCAAAAGUGUUUAAAAACUC